Salvelinus fontinalis (brook trout) is the source of this 2639-nucleotide messenger RNA. Its product is annotated as rhombotin-1-like. The transcript has 4 exons. The record is from RefSeq and is a predicted model, not a curated record. The coding region runs from base 524 to 991 and encodes 155 amino acids. Gene Ontology annotation, biological process: positive regulation of transcription by RNA polymerase II. Gene Ontology annotation, molecular function: transcription coactivator activity; DNA-binding transcription factor binding. Gene Ontology annotation, cellular component: nucleus. Lineage: Eukaryota; Metazoa; Chordata; Actinopteri; Salmoniformes; Salmonidae.
GCGCGGGGACACGUAGGUCUAUGAGAGCCGUGCACAUUUUACAGAGCAUUGGCACAACUAGAGAGGCAGAAAGCCGAGGUCGACCGUAGACUACUUUGAAACGCUUGAUCCGAUGCUUUUAAGUAUAAUGGAUCUAAGUGCUGUGGAAACACCAGAGCUAUUGAAAUACAACCCGACACUUUUGGUAGAUAUCGCGGGAGAAGUAGGAUUAUUUAUCCACUGACAUCUAUGGACUAUUUUGCCUAUUUUUCACAUGCCAUAAGAUACUUUUUACUUAUAGCCCAAUUUGCCAACAUGAAAGGGUUUUAAUGGAUAUAAUCAUGCCUGGUCAGAUUUGAUAUCGCUGCAAGCGUUCAAUUCCUACUAGCGGAACUGGAAGACUUUGAUAAGAUCAGAUUCAAGAGAAUCUAAAUCCAUUUGCGUCGACCAGCGAGAAUUUGCGAACGUCCGAACGUCGAGGGGGACAUUGAGAGGUUGUCGCAGCCGUGUGAAGGUUUCUCCGAGUCGAUUCCCCGUCUGAACGAUGGUGUUUGACAAGGAGGAAAGUGUCUCCCUUGUGCCUCUCCAGUCCAAAGGGAAGCAGAGGGUCUGCGCCGGGUGCAACCGGAGGAUCAUGGACCGCUUUAUGCUAGAGGCUCUGGACAGGUACUGGCACGAGGACUGUCUGAAGUGUGCCUGCUGUGACUGUCGCCUGGGUGACGUGGGCUCCACCCUCUACACCAGAGCCAACCUCAUCCUCUGUCACAAGGACUACCUGAGGCUCUUUGGGAUGACGGGGAACUGUGCAGCUUGCAGUAAGGUGAUCCCGGCCUUUGAGAUGGUGAUGAGAGCCAGGGAGAAUGUCUACCACUUGGACUGCUUUGCCUGCCAGCUGUGCAGCCAGAGAUUUUGCGUGGGAGACAAGUUUUUCCUGAAGAACAACAUGAUACUGUGCCAGCUGGACUACGAGGGGGGGCAUCAGAAUGGAAACUCUGCUGAUCAGGCUCUGUAGGCUCUACUGCUCUCUGCUGGUCAGAGACUAGCUAACGCCAGUGGACACUACUCCCUACCGGUAUGCCCGGACAGUCCUCUUCUCAUCACAUCAGGGCUGUAUUCACUAGGAACCAAAUGGAAGAAGGACCUACACUACAUGGCCAAACGUAUGUGGGCACCUCUUCAAAUGGGUGGAUUCGGCUAUUUUAGCCACAACCGUAUGCAGUAGAAUGGCCUGUAGAGCUCAGUGACUUUCAACGUGGGACGUCAUAGGAUGCCACCUUUCCAACAAGUCAGUUUGUCAAAUUUAUGCCCUGAUAUGUUUCUAGAAGAUUUUGUGCUUCCAACUUUGUGGCAACAGUUUGGGGAAGGCCCUUUGCUGUUUCAGCAUGACAAUGCCCCCAUGCACAAAGCAAGGUCCAUAGAGAAAUGGUUUGUUGAGAUCGGUGUGGAAGAACUUGACUGACCUGCCCAGAGCCCUGACAUCAACCCCUUCGAACACCUUUGGGAUGAAUUGGAACGCAGACUGCGAGCCAGGCCUAAUCGCCCAACAUGCUCUUGUGGCUGAAUGGAAACAAGUCCCCGCACCAAUGUUCCAACAUCUAGUGGAAAGCCUUUCCAGAAGAAUGGAGGCUGUUAUAGCAGCAAAGGGGGGCCCAACUCCAUAUUAAUGCCCAUGAAGUUGGUAUGAGAUGUUUGACGAACAAAUGUUCACAAACAUUUGGCCAUGUAGUGUACUUCAACUUUUUCAAUAAGAAACUCUUUGUUGCAAAAUGUUUUGCUGCGGUGUGCUAAUGAAUACACCCCAACUGACAGUUGUGGACAGUGCAGGAUUAAGCGCCCAGUUCCCGAUGCUCAGCGACAACGGUGAUGCCACUUUGCCUUGACUUCUGCUAUCCUUACUGUCCUUGACGGUAGACUCACCACAGAGUUAUUAGCGAAUGAAGCGGCCUUGUGCAUGGGAUAUUACUCUCAUUGACUGAAACGAGGAAGGAGAACUAAUGAGCAUUGACGUGCAAAACAACAACAAAAAAGUAAAAGACGUUCAGAGCAAUAUGUUUGGACUCUAUUAUUAUUAAAGCUGCAUUAUGUUACUUUUUGGCUGACCUGACCAAAUUCACAUAGAUAUGGGAGUUAUAGAUCUGUCAUCUUUGCAUUGAAAGCAAGUCUAAGAAGUGGUAGAGCUGUUUGAUGUGCACCAUUUUUUUGCUUCCCAUUUAAAUUUUGUUUUUGCAUCUUUUGGUUUUGUACACCCGCUUCAAACAGUUGAAAAUUCAAUAUUUUUGGUUAUGGAAAAUGUUUCCAGCUGUUUAGAUGGUACAAUGAUUUCUCUACAGUAUACUUGCUUGAUUUGUCACUAACUUUUAGAAUUUUAUCAAUCAGGGAAUGGCGGAGCAAUUUCUGCAUAGUUCACCUUUAAUGGUUCUGCCCAAAUCAUGGCUAAGGAGAAAGCCACAGCACUCAUUUGUUUGUAGGGCUGCCUCUGUUCACAAUAGGCAGGUCCACUGGUAUUGCUGGUAUUGAGUUCUGAUGUACAGACCCUUUAAUAAAGGGUAAUAACUAACAUGCUCUGUCUCUGAAGAUAUUUGUUUUUAAGUUACCUUUAUGAAGAGUAGUAUGAUUUGUUUGCACAGCUUUUGACUUUCAAUAAAGACUGAAACAUUUUA